Molecule: messenger RNA, 591 nt
Organism: Podospora pseudocomata
Lineage: Eukaryota; Fungi; Ascomycota; Sordariomycetes; Sordariales; Podosporaceae
Exons: 3
Coding region: 1-591 (196 amino acids)
Source: RefSeq, a predicted model, not a curated record
AUGGCCCGCAGUGCAGCUGAGCGACUGGCCGAUCCCACCGACACUGACUUCCACACCGUAUUCUGGGCUAUUUUCAAGACCGAGGUCUCCGACCAGGAGGGGUACCACUACCCGCAGCUUUCGAGGCCGUCUAUGGCGAAACGAAAAUGGCAGCAAGCGCCAUCAUAUAUCAAAAUCAACAGGGAUGCCGUCCUGCCCGUCUUUGCCCUGCUUCACGAGUGGAUGCAUGCGUUUAGGUAUCUUAGCAUUGAUUAUCCCCAUCCUGACAAUGAGCACACGGCGGGUUGGCAGAAUGCCAUGAGGCUGGAUACGCAGUCGGCUUUGAGGAAUGCGGAGUCCAUUAUUGGGACUUAUGGCUUCGCUCGCGCUGAUCUGACGCCUUCGCUUGGUGGGAUCGCUGCUGCUGGGGGUGAGCGCGCGGGCUACACUUUUGACUGGGCGUGGGCGCAGCGGCUGAACGAUCAGAAGUGGCAGGCGAAGGUUCCGGAUGCUGUGGAGGAGGGCGGUGUUUGGAAGAACCCGGUGAUGGUGGGGGAGUUGUCGGUUUAUUGUGAUAUCACGGGGACGAGGCGGACGAGGGGUUACGAGUAG